Molecule: messenger RNA, 621 nt
Organism: Pistacia vera
Lineage: Eukaryota; Viridiplantae; Streptophyta; Magnoliopsida; Sapindales; Anacardiaceae
Product: pentatricopeptide repeat-containing protein At3g26540-like
Exons: 2
Coding region: 1-621 (206 amino acids)
Biological process (GO): RNA modification
Molecular function (GO): protein binding; RNA binding
Source: RefSeq, a predicted model, not a curated record
AUGUUUCUGUUUAUGUACUUCUCCUUCUUUUGUCUCAUUGGUCAUGAUUCCCUCACCUCUCAUAUGUGGAAACGUGUCCACCAAGAACCCAACGCACUCUUCAGUCAAAUUCAAAACCCAGAUAUAGUUUUACUUUUAUGGACAUGUCUCAUUAAUCUUCACGUGCAAGUUCGAGAACCCAGAAAAGCUUUGUGGGUAUUUUCUCGUUUAAUUUGUAGAACUAUAGAACCUGAUAGCUAUUCUGUUGUUGCUGCUUUAUCAGCUUGUAAAUGUAUAAAAGAUUUGGCUUGUGGUAGGAUAGUUCAUGGGAUAAUUGUCAAGUUUUCAUUAGGGUUUGACCCAAUUGUGGGUAAUGCGUUGAUUGAUAUGUAUAGCAAGAAUAAAGAUAUUGAAUCGACUGAGAUAGUUUUUAAAUGUCUGGAGUGUAAAGAUAUUGCUUCAUGGAAUAGUUUGCUUAAUGGGUUUGCAAUGGUCAAUGAUUUGGAGUCUUCUCGCCUGGCGUUUGAUGAAAUGCCUCAGAGAAAUUCGGUUUCUUGGAAUGCAAUGAUAACCGGUUAUAUUCGAGGGAGGGAAAUAGUUGAGGCAUUGGAACUUGUUUUUCCAAUUUCUGCUUUGAAAUGA